Molecule: messenger RNA, 2547 nt
Organism: Strongyloides ratti
Lineage: Eukaryota; Metazoa; Nematoda; Chromadorea; Rhabditida; Strongyloididae
Product: Leucine-rich repeat and Immunoglobulin-like domain and Immunoglobulin-like fold domain-containing protein
Exons: 5
Coding region: 1-2547 (848 amino acids)
Molecular function (GO): protein binding
Source: RefSeq, a predicted model, not a curated record
AUGGAUUUUAUUUUUCCUUGCCAUGUGCUUGAUAUUGUAGUUAAAUUUUAUAAAAUGUCUAUCUUAUAUUUUAAAAAAACACGGGUUUUUUCAAUUCUACUUCAAUGGAUGUUAUUGUUUUUGUUAUCUAUACCUUGUGAAUGUAAUUUUAAUAAUGAUCCAAAUGUAGAGAGAAAUGUAACGGUUUCUAACAAUGACUAUGAAGAAUCAUCCUGGAAGUCAUUAAAGACCAAAUUUGUUAAUAUUUAUAGAAAUCAAGAUGAGUAUUUACGUCUUGUGGAAUUAAAUCCUUGUUAUGAUUUUGGAUGUUUAUGUGUAAACACUUCUACUACUAUAAUAUGUGAAAAUAGUAAUUUUGAUGAUUUACUAUAUAGCAAUUUAACAAAAUUUUCACCUAAAAAUAUAAUACUUCGUCAUGUUUCUAUAUAUCAUCUUAACUUUACAAUGUUUUUCGAAAAAUUUCCAAGUGUUAGAAUUCUUAGCAUGGAACAUUGUAGAAUUCGUGAUUUUGUUAUUAAUGAGGGAAAAUUUUUGAUAAGAGAAUUAUAUAUGGAUCAUAACUAUCUAUCUAAUUUUGAUAAUAUUUGUUUAAUUUUGGAACGGUUUUCAAGUUUAAAAAUUUUAUCUUUUAAUUUUAAUCACUUUAAAGUUAUAAAUGAAUGUUCAAAUGUAAUGUAUAGCAAUUUAAGAAAUUUAUCUUUAACAAAUAAUGAGAUUACAUCCAUUAUAAGUGUUCCAACUGUAAGACUCCAGUACUUAAAUAUUUCAAAUAAUAUGAUAUCAUCAAUUCCAGCAAAAAUUUUUGAAUCAAAAUUACUGGAAUUAAGCAUAUCAAAUAAUCCUAUUACUAAACUUCCAAUAAUAAAUGCAAAAACAUUAAAACAUUUAGAAGCAAAUAAUUUGGAUAUCGAUGAAAUAUUUUUUAAAGAUGGAUCUAAGCUUGAAUUUUUAGCACUAGAAAAUUCUCACAUUUAUACAUUUAAUUUUACUGAGAAAAAAUUAAAAUCCUUAAAUUAUUUAAGUUUAUUAAAUUCUCAUUGGUUAUCAAUAAUUGAUGGAGAAGCUCCAGUAACAUUGAAAGUAUUGAAAUUAUCAAAUUCUUUAGUAACAAAGUUUCCAGAUAAUUUUUUUAAAAAUACAGUAAACAUAACUCUUGUAUUAAAGGAUUCUACUUUUUCAUGUGAUAAAUGUUUUCUUCAAUGGACCAAAAAACUUUCUAACUUUGAUUACAACUUAAUUGGUUGUAAAGAAAUAAAACUUCAUGCAAUUUGUGAUAUUGUUAUUGACAAUUCAAUGCUUCCAAAAUAUAAAAAUACAACAAUUUUAAGAGAAAAACUUGGUCAAAAAAAAGUAUUACCAUGCAAUUUUGCGGGAAAUUCAAUUGAAAAAAUUGAAUGGAAAUUGGUUCAUCCUGAAACUUUGAUUGGAAGUGUUGAUAUGAAAAAUAUUGGAAAUCCUGUUACUAUAUUCAAACCAGAUCAUUAUCAAAUUCUGCCAGGUGGAGCAUUAUUAUUAAAAGAUAUAUCACAAGAAAUGAUUGAAAGAUAUACAUGCACUGUUUUUAGUAAAACAAAAAAUACCUCUUCAACAAUAAGUUUUAGACUUGAUUUUUCUCAAUGGUAUAGUACAAAUAUCUUUGAUUCUGUCUUUUGGGGAGCAUGUUUUUGUAGCCUUAUGACUUGUCUUGCAUCGUUUAUUUUUAAUAUAACAUGGAUUAUACUAAAAAAUAUUGCUUUAUGGUGGUUGAAUAGAGCUGAAAGAUUGAGUAGAGUUAAAGGGAUGGUUGAUGCAAUUGAAAGAUAUAGACAAAAGCAAUUAGAGCGUAUUCAAGAUAGUUAUCAUAGAAAUAUUGAAGCUAUUAGAGAAAAUUAUAAUGCUCAAAGAGAACAAUUAACAAUGUCAUACAGUAAUCAAAUGAAAAAAUUUAGUGACUAUAGGCAACAACGUAUAGAAAAUAUACAUGAGCACAUUGAAGGAAUAAGAGAACAAUAUAAUCAACAAAUUCAACGAAUAAAAGAGUUUGGUUCAAAACGAGCAGAACAACUUUGUGAUAGUUAUGAACAACAAUUAAUACGUGUUAAAACUUUUACCUUGCAAAACAGACUUAAGUUAAUUAGACAAUAUAAAGUGAAACAAAAAGUGAUAAACAAGUUACUAGAAAGAUACAAUGAUAAUUCAGGUGAUUUAAAUGAAGCAGAUAAAGAAGCAGAAAUUCGUAGAGUUUUAAAUUUAAAUGGAUUAGAUUUGGAGACGAAUGAGGCAUUACUUGAUAGAUCACCAAGUUAUUAUUCAUUACCAGAAUUUGGAACUGAUGAAAAUAUUUCUUCUCUUCGCUCCAAAAAUAACUUUACCAGUCCAAAUAGACAUAUUCUAAAUAAUCACCUUUCAACAAAUGAACAGGAACAUAAUAAUCGUAGAAAUACAGCUUCUAAUUGUUCGGACUUUCCUGGACCGUCGGGUUUACAAUUCUCACCUCCAUCAUCAAGAAUAAAAAAAGUAGUUGACUCAUCUGAUACAUCAGAUGAUUCCUCAGGAAAUAAUUCAUGA